Messenger RNA from Drosophila novamexicana, 978 nucleotides. RefSeq names its product mediator of RNA polymerase II transcription subunit 27 (gene MED27). Lineage: Eukaryota; Metazoa; Arthropoda; Insecta; Diptera; Drosophilidae. The transcript has 3 exons. Gene Ontology annotation, molecular function: transcription coactivator activity. Gene Ontology annotation, cellular component: mediator complex. The record is from RefSeq and is a predicted model, not a curated record. Gene Ontology annotation, biological process: regulation of transcription by RNA polymerase II. Bases 84 to 971 code for a protein of 295 amino acids.
GUAUGCCGAUAGAUAGUACAAUUUUGCUAGUCGGCAAAUAAACAAUUUUUGCACAAAUAUAAACAAUUGCUUUGUUUGCCCGAAUGCAAAUGGAUAAGUUAAACCAGACUUUAACGGCCGUUAAGAAUCUACGCUCAAAUGUGCGGCAGUGCUUUGAACACUUGGCCGAUGGCACCGACGGCGAGGGCAUCGACGAAAGUCGAAAUAAAUUUGUGCACGAUUUUCAGGACAGAUUCGGUGCCAUCAACUCGCAGUUGCGUGAAGUGGAGCAGCUGAUAAAUGGGUUACAGGUGCCACCGACAGCCUACCAUUUGGGCAACACCACAUUUCUGGCACAGGAAACGUCACAGGAUCGACAGGCGUUGUAUCCGCAGCUGGUGAACAGCUACAAAUGGAUUGACAAGGUGCACGAUCAUAGUAUUCUUGCGUUCAACAAUCUCAAUCAAAAUACGCUGCGUCGCUCCUACAACUAUUGCUCACAGAAGCGCCAGCGAUUGCCCUUCUCCUCCUUCAACAACGAUCCGGACCACAUAGAUAAGCUAUUGAGUGAAAUAAAUCAUCCGCCGCACACAUCCUAUAAAGUCUUUCGUCCUUUUGGAUCCAAUGCCGUGGCCAUUGUUACCAUCAGCAAUGUGCUCAAGGCGGCCAUCGUUUUUAAGGGUGUGCUCAUUGAGUGGGUGACAAUCAAGGGCUAUGAUGAAACGCUCGAGCAUGACGAUCUGUGGGCCGAGUCGCGCUAUGAAGUCUUUCGCAAGGUGCAGGAGCACGCCCACUCGGCCAUGCUGCACUUUUUCUCACCCACACUGCCCGAUCUGGCGGUGAAGAGCUAUGUGACUUGGCUGAACAGUCACAUCAAGCUAUUCCUUGAGCCGUGCAAGCGUUGCAGCAAAUAUAUUGCCAACGGUUUGCCGCCAACAUGGCGCGAUUUGCGCACCCUCGAACCGUUUCACGAAGAUUGCCGCAAUAGCUAAAAAAAAA